This is a messenger RNA of Dichomitus squalens LYAD-421 SS1, 5731 nucleotides long. RefSeq lists its product as uncharacterized. Gene Ontology annotation, biological process: regulation of mRNA stability involved in response to oxidative stress. Gene Ontology annotation, cellular component: nucleus; cytoplasm; post-mRNA release spliceosomal complex. Lineage: Eukaryota; Fungi; Basidiomycota; Agaricomycetes; Polyporales; Polyporaceae. Gene Ontology annotation, molecular function: mRNA binding; protein binding. The coding region runs from base 1 to 5319 and encodes 1772 amino acids. The transcript has 9 exons. The record is from RefSeq and is a predicted model, not a curated record.
AUGUACUACAUCCGAAGCACGAUCGCGCAUGAUCUUGCGAACUGGAAUUCCGACUUCCGACGUACACUCGCCGAGGUCCUCCGAGGUCAGCGAGAGCUCGGGGAAUCCAAGGACAUCGCUGCGCAAUGGGAGUGGCUGAUCGUCAAGCCUCUCCAGCAAGUUUCCCUCGUGGGGCCGGUGCUCAUCGUCAUCGACGCGUUCGAUGAAUGCAGCUCCGACGCGCGCUCCCGACGUCUGCUGCUGAAGCAUCUCACGGAGGGUUCCGCACAUCUUCCUUCCAACGUCCGCGUCCUCAUCACGUCUCGUUCCGAGCCUGAUGUCAAGCGUGUCGUGAAUCGGCACGACGUCCAUCCGCCCACCAGCCACGUGAUCCUUGACGACGACCACACAGAGGCGGCAGUGGACAUCAAGCACUACCUGCGCCACGAGCUCGCCCCAAUCGAUCCGGAGACCGAGGAAGCACUGGAUGACACCUACAUUCAGAAGCUGGCUGACAAGGCGGAGGGUCUGUUCCAGUGGGCGGCUACGGCUUGCAGGAUUAUACUUGAGAAGCCGAGCGGUCGCACCUUGAAGGAGCGGUUCGAUUCGCGUCUGGGCGCCGUGUUGGGUGGGGGUGCUUCUUCUCUUGACGACCUCUACCGAGGAAUUCUGGAGCAGCUUUUCGAUUCUAGCGACGAGGGGCUUAUGGAGCGUUUUCGUUCUGUGAUGGCCCAGAUCCUUUGCGCGUCUUCCCCGCUGUCCGUCCAAUCGCUGGAUGAGAAGCGUCGCCUUGCGACUGGUGCCCAGGAGGAGGCCAAUCUUAUACUGGCGGACAUGGGCUCCCUUCUUUCGGGCGUAUACAAACAGACAACACCGAUCCGUCCGCAUCACACGUCAUUCCGUGAUUUCUUGGUCGACGAGGAUAGAAGUCAGAAGUGGUUUGUCGACCUUGCGAAGGGACAUCCCGUCAUGGCGCUCGGUUGCUUUCGUGUCAUGAACAAAUACCUUUCGUUCAACAUCUGUCGCUUGGACACAUCCUACCUUCCUAACUGUGACAUUCCUGAUCUAGAAGCUCGUCUUAGGGAGUUCGUUCCUGGGAGUCUGUCAUAUGCAGCGUGCAGCUGGAAGGACCACCUACCCGUGACCACUCUGCCGUCAGAUCUACAACGAGAACUAAGCAAGUUUCUGCAUGACAAGCUUCUCUUCUGGUUGGAACUACUCAGCCUCCUGAAGUCCAUCAAUCGCGCUGCACCGUCUUUGGAAGCCGCAGUGAGGCUGUAUGAUGACUCUGGGAGCGAUACAUCGAGGGAGUUGUUGCUUGACGCAGUUGUCUUCAUCCGCCGAUUUGCUGGUGUCAUAGCGCAUGCUGCUCCUCACAUCUACAUCGAUGGCAGGCGAAUCGCCUCUGGAUCAUUGGACUCAACAAUCUGCAUAUGGGAUUCGGAGACAUACGAGAUGGUCGGGGAGCCAGCUGUUGAGCACACGGAUUCCGUGUGGGCUCUCAGCUUUUCUCCGGAUGGUCGCCACCUUGCGUCCGGAUCACCUAAUGCAACCAUACGAAUAGGUGUUGCGGCGGGUGCCAUGACGGACUCUGUCCUCAUGCACGUCAUAACCGCACUCGCGUACUCGCGCGACGGAUGUCGGAUUGUAUCGGGCUCUAGGGAUGGCACAAUCAGCGUGUGGGACGUGGCUACCGGACAACUCAUCGACACGCAGCCGAAGGGUCAUUCGAACACCAUAUCUUGUAUCGGGUUCUCUCCCGACGGAAGUCGCUUUCUUUCGGCGUCGCGCGAUACGACCAUCCGCGUAUGGAACUCGAUGACGCUUCAGCCGGUCGGAGAGCCUCUCUGUGGCCAUGCAGACGCAGUACUGGACGCCAAAUACUCCCCUGACGGCUGUCGGAUUGCAUCAGGCUCGGAUGACUUUACCAUUCGCGUCUGGGAUGCCGAGACGCAUGAAUCACUCGUUGAGCCCCUCAAUGUGAACACAGGUGUUGUGAACAUCGCUUGGUCUCCCGAUGGCAAUCAAAUCGCAUUGGGCUCCCGGGACUGGACCGUGCGCGUCUGGGAAGUCGGGACGGGGCGCGCCGCCGGCGAGCCGUUCGAGGGCCAUCAAGACGUUAUCAGCUCCAUUUCAUGGUCCAAGGACGGCCGAUAUAUAAUGUCGUCUGCUGGCAUGGAUGACACGAUUCGAGUAUGGGAAUUAGAUAACCACGCACCAGCAGGCGAGCCUUUCCGUGGCCACCCUCCACGCGCACACAAUCCCUUUGCCUUCCCCCAGCCCCAUUCUAGUGCUAGCGGCCCACCAUCCGCGCAGCUCGCAUCCACCCCAGCGCAGUCGCCACCCCCAUCACAACACCUCUCCCUCCUCCCCUCCGCUUCCUCUACAGCACGACAAUCACUAGCACCCACACGAGCAUCCUCGUCUUCUACACACAGCGACAAGCCUGUCUCAUCAAACUCUGCCGCUGGUAAGACGCACACCAGCUCGAGCUCACCAGCCGCAGCCGGCUCGGGCCCGACCAACGACGACAUCGAGGCCGUCAUCCAGAUGGCCAUGGCCUCUAGCAACUCCCCGCGGACGAGCAAUCCCCCACGGGACACGCGCACGCAGCUCUUCGUAGGAAAUCUCCCAUACCGCGUCCGCUGGCAAGACCUCAAGGACCUCUUCCGCCGCGCGGGCACCGUCCUGCGCGCAGAUGUGUCCCUCGGGCCCGACAAUCGCUCGCGCGGAUACGGCACCGUCCUCCUCGCGACCGCCGAGGACGCCGGGCGCGCCGUCGACAUGUUCAACGGGUACACCUGGCAGACGCGCACGCUCGAGGUGCGGCCCGACAGGAUGGGCGAGGAGAUCGGGAGCGGCAGGGGCGGGACUGGGAGUGUUCGGGACGCCGCUCGUGGGCAGCUUGUCGCCCGUGCCUGGGGCUGCGGGGACGCCAGCAGGAGUGGGGACGGGGUGGGGGUGUCGCUCGCGUCUCCCGCGCCGAGUCUCGCGGCUGCGGUGAGGUUUCCAGGGCUGUCGCCGUUCGGCGCGGGGCCGGGGCCGUCGGGCGAGGAGGACGGGGUGAGCUUGGGCUCGACGUCGAGUCGGCCGGGUACGGGCGCGGGCGCGGGCGCGCAGGCGAGUAGGAACCUGUUUGUCGGGAACUUGCCGUUCCACAUACAGUGGCAGGACCUCAAGGACCUGUUCAGGCAGGCGGGCGCGGUGCAGCGGGCGGACGUCGCGCUGGGGGCGGACGGGCGCUCGAGGGGUUUCGGGACGGUGAGCUUCUCGAACGAGGCGGACGCUGAGAGGGCGGUGAGGAUGUUUAAUGGGUACGAGUACAACGGCCGCCCGCUCAAGGUGCACUUCGACAAGUUCGCGCCGCCCGCGAGCUCGUCCGCGCCGCUCGUCGGGCCCUCGGCGGCGUCCCCGGCGGCGCUCGCGUUCGCGCAGCAGCACCCGACGCUGUCGCGCGCGGCGUCGCUCGCGCAGCAGCUCCUCGCGUCGUCUGUCGAGCAGCAGUCGCGGGGGCCGUCGUUGCUCGGCUCGAGGCGCGCGAGCGAGCAGGCGGGCGCGUUUGGGGUGUAUGGGGGGGAGUCGUCGGCUGGGGAGCAGGAGGCCGCGGCGGCUGCGCUUGCGGCGGAGCUCGCGCAGAGGCUGUCGGUGGCUUCGCCGUCGGGAAGGCACGCGCACGCGCAUGCGUCGCUGGCUGGUGGGCAGCCGCGGUCGCAGCCACAGAGUCCGUAUGCGGGGAAGUACUCGCACCAGCACCAGCAGCACCAUCAGUAUCCACACUCGCACCAGCACCAGCAUCCGACGCAUAUACCGAUCCCGCCGGCGAUACAGUCGCCGUAUACUUUUGAUUUCUUGCACUCGGGCCCAACGACGCCAUAUGACGUGUAUGACUUGAGCACGUACCAGCGGAUGAGCGCGGGGACGGGGAUGGGCGCGAUGGAUGGGUACGUGCAGUCCCAGCAACCACCUCAACAGCAGCAUAUGCAACAUCACGAAAUCAGUCCCGUCCCUCCGGCGUCGUCCGCGCAGGAGAGCUCAACAGCGCCGUCGAGGACAACAGCCACCGGGUCUGCGUCGCAGCCAUCGCUGCCUACGCAGAGCCAAGUUUCGCCUCCGACGGAGCCCUCGUCCCAGCCUGCGACAGGCGCGACCUCACCAUCGUCGUCUUCGAGAUCACAUUCGACGCCCCAGCAGCAAAACCACCAUCCGGCACACCCUGGCCCGAUCGCGCUUCCUCCACCACCACCCGUGACCGCGUUCCCUCAUCCUCCGCCACACACUCUCUCCCCACCGUACGCGAUGUCGCCGCACGGGCACCCCAUGAGCCCGUUGCACCACCCCAUGAUGGGCAUGGGCAUUGCGAUGAUGACACCCCACGGCCUGCCCCCCAUCACGCCCUCCAUGCCCUCGUUCACGUUCCUCCCGCAGGGCUCCCCGGGCUUGCCCUCGCCCGCCGCCCCCGGCACGGGCGAGAUGGCGGCAGACGGGAGCAGGCCCCCAGGCGCGGUGGCGCCCGCGGGGAUGUACGACCACAUGCGGCACGUCAUGGCGCCCUUCACACCGUUCUCCCCGGGGACGGCGAUGUCCCCGGGGGCGUUCUGGGGCCGCCCGGGGACCGGGGCGAACCCGUUCAUCAACCCCGCGGUGGGCGCGCCCGUGCGCCCGGGGCAGUAUUACGGGUACCCCGCCCAGCAGCAGCCGUCGCAACAACAGCAGCAGCAGCAGCAGCAGCAGCAACAGGGCGAGCAGGACGGCGCGGGGUACUUCCCUCCGGUGGGCGGCGAGCCGCAGGCGCAGGCGCAUGCGCAGGAGCCGCCGGGAUACUUCCCGUGGGUGCCUCCUUCGCAGUCGCAGCAGCCUGACGGGCAAGGACAAGGACAAGGGCAGAUGCAGCGCUCGAGCGGGCUCGCGAACGAGAUCUUGCGCGACGACAGCGCAGCGUUCGGGCACGCCAACGGCAACGGCAACGGCCACCGAGAGGCGCGGGUGAGGGAGAGCCCCGGGGACAGCGACGGCGCGACGACGACGGGGAGCGCGUCGACGGCGCCGGAGACGAGCUCGCGCGGGACGUCGUGGCACACCGACACGGACGACGGGGCGAGCCAGAAGGCGCAGAUCCGCGCGGAGGCGCGUGCGCGGGGUGCGGGCGGGCUGAACGUGGAGACGUUCGUACCGGACGACUGUGCGGCUGCGGGGGCUCUGGACGUGAACGGGCACGGGGCGAAGCCGCGCGCGUACUCGGCGGAGAGCACGGCGAGCGCGGGGGGCAGCGGGAGCGGGCGGGGGUCGCUGACGAGGGCGGACUCGGACCCUGUGCGGAAGAUGCUGAGGGGGCCGUCGUGAGGCGGGUGUCGCACGAUCUCGUUCAAGUUUGGGCUUGGGAUAAAGGAUAAGGUAACGUCUGGGCGCGGGUUGUAGCUUAGAGGGCGGUUCUCUCGAGUCGGUUCAGGCGAUCGGACUGACGGGAUACUACACACAUGCAUGCAUAUACACAUCGCGCCUCACCACUUUACGCCGCGCACGCAGGUUUCCGCUGGUCAUUUGCUAUCACUGCUGUUUUUGUCGGUCAGGUUGGGCGGUCGGUCGGGAUAUAGAGAGAGGGAGGAGGGCGUGUGCAACGCAAAACGUAUCGUCAUGUUACAUGUAUCUUAUUCGCGCUCCGAUUUUUCAUUUUUCUGUUGUGUUCGGUUUGUCAUUCGAGUAUCGUCGGUCCGUUCUCGUAGUCGGCGAGCUCUAUUUGCUUCUUGCUGUCUCG